AAAGCACAUGAGAGAGGGAGUCAUUUUUAGGUCUCGCGCUCCGACGUCACCAGAACCUCGAGCCCCUGCAUGCAAAUCACGUCUGCGCUCGAGCCUCUCCAUUGGCCGUCUCGCGCUCAUUUAGCAGCUGUCAGAGCGCGCGGCCCGAGCACGCUCCAGUAACUUUUCCCAGUACAGUUUAGACCAAAGUAAAGCUCCAACAACCGGAUUCUCCCGGAUGACAGGGGAAAGGCGAAAAGGGCAAGUGCGGAGCAAGUUCACCUGUGAGCGGAUUUCACCGUGAGACAGCACCCGGUCAUCCCCUCGCUCUGUUUAGCUGCGGCGGGCCAGCCUGAAUGCUUCUCUGUGUUUGACCUACCAAGACGAGGUGAAUGUACAGCAUCAUGAUGGAAACGGACUUACAUUCCCCCAUGGUGCCCCAGACCAACCCAUCCAACCCGGGGGCACACGCGGGAGGAGGAGGCAAAGUCCCCCAGGACAGAAUCAAGAGACCCAUGAACGCCUUCAUGGUCUGGUCCCGGGGCCAGCGGAGGAAAAUGGCACAGGAGAACCCCAAGAUGCACAACUCGGAGAUAAGCAAGCGGCUGGGCGCGGAGUGGAAGGUGAUGACCGAGGCGGAGAAGAGACCGUUCAUUGACGAGGCGAAGCGGCUCCGGGCCAUGCACAUGAAGGAACACCCGGACUACAAGUACCGGCCGCGGAGGAAGACCAAGACUCUGCUGAAGAAGGACAAGUACUCGCUGGCCGGCGGGCUCCUCGGCUCCUCUGGGGGUGUAGGGAUGGGCAGCGGACAGCGGCUGGAGAGCCCCGGAGGAGGCCACGCAGGGGCAAAUGCGGGCUACGCCACGCAUGUAAACGGCUGGGCAAACGGUACAUAUUCGGGCCAGGUGGCGGCUGCAGCGGCGGCAGCUCACGCGAUGAUGCAGGAGGCGCAGCUGGCAUACACCCAACACCCGGGCGCAGGGGCUCACCCGCACCACCCGCAUCCCCACCAUCACCCUCACCACCACCCGCACAACCCGCAGCCCGUGCACAGGUACGACAUGAGCGCCUUAUCUUACAGCCCCAUCUCAAACUCUCAGAGCUACAUGAGCGCCUCACCGCCCGGAUACGGCGGGAUCACCGGCUACACUCACCAGCACCAAAGCUCCGGUGUCUCCCCCGUGUCCGGAGCGAUCGGAGGGACUCUGGGCUCCCUUGUGAAAUCUGAGCCUAGUGUGAGCCCGCCGGUUUCCACCACGCGCGCACCGCCGCCGUGCCCUGCGGGGGACCUGCGGGACAUGAUCAGCAUGUAUCUGCCGACCGGCGAGGCGGCGGGGGACUCCUCCGUUCAGAGCAGACUGCAUGUGCUCCACCCGCAGCACUACCAGAGCAGCGGCUCCACUCCGGUAAACGGGACGGUCCCUCUGACUCACAUUUAAAUCUCUAAUGUACCUACUAUAAGCACUAAAACCACGACCAAAUAUUUAAAGAUGUGGGCGCAGGCUGCUGAUGAAUUGUAAAUUAUAGGCGGUUAUAGCCAUAAAAAGCAAUCGUUUUGCUCACACUUUUUUUUUAUUGUUAUUUUUAUUUUGUUUCAGUGCUGGAUUUUUGUCUGUCCGAGCUAAAGGAAAGCGCAUCUGAUUUGCUUUUGCUCAGUGGAACAGAGCAUGCCAAGCUUUGACACGAUUUAAACGAUCCUCCGUGAAGCCUGGUGCGUGUUCAAGGUUUCCCCCGACGUUUCUGUGCACCAAGGCUCCAGCUCCUGAAAACCCGUGUAACAAACGGAAGGGUUGUGGGAGAUGGUUUUAAAAGUUUCUAGGCCACGAUUUAAAUUUCUUUCCAGUUUUGAUGCUUGUAAACAUGUGAGUCAGUCGGUGUAAUUUGCAUUUGUUUUUGUUGUUGUAAAAUCUUGUACAUUGUGAAUAAAUAGGCCUAGUGAAAACGCUUUUAUGCAAAUGUACAUAAUUUACAAAAUACCAAGCCCCGUUUCCUGGUCGAAGACGAAACAAUUUUGGCUGAGUUAAUUAAAUUUUCCAAGAACGUUAACUUGGAGAAAGUAUUAGAUUUACUCCUGGGUAUUUGUUUUUUGCAGAUGUAAGCAGGCUCAUGAGAAAACCUCUGUAUCUGAUGUUUAUUUACAUUUACUCCGUUGCUGAAAUAUAUUUGAUAAAAUGCUGGCAAGCCCACUGGAUCAGUGCGGGUUUAAUGGGGUCUCGGUAUACAAGUCAAAGUAGUGAACAUUUCUAAUAAGAACAAAAUGACAACGUGCACAUUAAAGGAAGUCCCGUGUCCACACGGACAGGGGAUGUUAUUUAUCAGUCGGCUCUUGUAAUUGAAAAUAUGGAGACAAUCAUAAUUUGCUCUUCAUUUCGAUCGAUUUUUCCGAGACAUUACAAAUGUCUACUUUCAGAAAUGUCAUCAUUACGAAUUCAUGUCAGACAUUAUAAUGUGUCAUUAUGAUAAUGGGAUGUAUUUGAGAACAGGAUCUUUUAAUGGCAAAAAUAAAUAGGCCUAUUGUUUCUCCUAAAAUUACGUUUUUGUCUUUAUUCAACAUUUUAG
Molecule: messenger RNA, 2541 nt
Organism: Monopterus albus (swamp eel)
Lineage: Eukaryota; Metazoa; Chordata; Actinopteri; Synbranchiformes; Synbranchidae
Product: transcription factor Sox-1a
Exons: 1
Coding region: 372-1421 (349 amino acids)
Biological process (GO): negative regulation of transcription by RNA polymerase II; positive regulation of transcription by RNA polymerase II; brain development
Cellular component (GO): nucleus
Molecular function (GO): DNA-binding transcription activator activity, RNA polymerase II-specific; RNA polymerase II cis-regulatory region sequence-specific DNA binding
Source: RefSeq, a predicted model, not a curated record